GCACCGUGGAGUCCCGGUCUUUUCAGCGGCGGUUACAGGUAAACUCAGCCGAGUAAAGGUGCCUUUGGGCGGACUACAGAGCACCGUGGAGUCCCGGUGUUUUCAGCGGCGGUUACAGGUAAACUCAGCCGAGUAAAGGUGCCUUUGGGCGGACUACAGAGCACCGUGGAGUCCCGGUGUUUUCAGCGGCGGUUACAGGUAAACUCAGCCGAGUAAAGGUGGCUGUGGGCGGACUAUAGAGCACCGUGGUGUCCCGGUGUUUUCAGCGGCGGUUACAGGUAAACUCAUCCGAGUAAAGGUGCCUUUGGGCGGACUACAGAGCACCGUGGAGUCCCGGUGUUUUCAGCGGUGGUUACAGUUACCGACGGAGCUGUUUCAGUGUGACACAUCAACAUGGAGCCUGAAGACAGAAUCACACCGAGCCGCGAGAACUGCGUUUAUACCAGCUGUUACUGUGAGGAGAACGUCUGGAAGCUGUGUGAGUUUGUCCGAGCGGAGAGAACAGCACCGCUGGAACAUCUGUUCGUGGUUUUCAUCUCAAAUGAGAACAGAACGGUUCCUCUGUGGAAGCAGAAGUCUGGGCGAGGAGACCAGCCGGUGAUCUGGGACUACCACGUCAUCCUGCUGCAGCGGGGACCUCAGGGUUCUUCUUUUGUGGUGUAUGACCUGGACUCUGAGCUGGAGUUCCCCUGCAGCCUGAAGCUGUACGCAGCCGAGGCCCUACGCUCAGACACACACCUGAGAGGCUGUUACCAUAGGAAGUUGCGUGUGGUCCCUGCUGACAGCUUCCUGUGUAACUUUGCGUCCGACCGCUCCCACAUGAAGAACUCUGACGGGUCCUGGAAGAUGCCCCCCCCAGCCUACCCCCCCAUCCACACGGCAGAGAGUCAGAUGAACCUGGAUGACUUCAUCAGCGUGAGUCCAGCUGUCGGCUGGGGGGACGUCUUCAGUCUGGACCACUUCCUGUUGGUACACCUGGGCCACUGAUGCAUUCUGGGAGGUCUUCAGUCUGGACCACUUCCUGUUGGUACACCUGGGCCACUGAUGCAUUCUGGGAGGUCUUCAGUCUGGACCACUUCCUGUUGGUACACCUGGGCCACUGAUGCAUUCUGGGAGGUCUUCAGUCUGGACCACUUCCUGUUGGUACACCUGGGCCACUGAUGCAUUCUGGGAGGUCUUCAGUCUGGACCACUUCCUGUUGGUACACCUGGGCCACUGAUGCAUUCUGGGACAGGGGACAAAAUCUCUGGGUUGUUUACAUUUCUUUAAACCAAUCACAAUCGUCCU
This is a messenger RNA of Sander lucioperca (pikeperch), 1287 nucleotides long. It is a transcript of the gene ntaq1, whose product is annotated as WDYHV motif containing 1. The coding region runs from base 394 to 987 and encodes 197 amino acids. Gene Ontology annotation, molecular function: protein-N-terminal glutamine amidohydrolase activity; protein-N-terminal asparagine amidohydrolase activity. The record is from RefSeq and is a predicted model, not a curated record. The transcript is spliced from 7 exons. Lineage: Eukaryota; Metazoa; Chordata; Actinopteri; Perciformes; Percidae. Gene Ontology annotation, cellular component: cytosol; nucleus.